This is a messenger RNA of Carassius gibelio (silver crucian carp), 5167 nucleotides long. Its product is annotated as electrogenic sodium bicarbonate cotransporter 1. Gene Ontology annotation, biological process: monoatomic anion transport; regulation of intracellular pH; bicarbonate transport. NCBI's taxonomy places the organism in Eukaryota, Metazoa, Chordata, Actinopteri, Cypriniformes, Cyprinidae. The transcript is spliced from 27 exons. Gene Ontology annotation, molecular function: solute:inorganic anion antiporter activity; sodium:bicarbonate symporter activity; monoatomic anion transmembrane transporter activity. The coding region runs from base 427 to 3645 and encodes 1072 amino acids. Gene Ontology annotation, cellular component: basolateral plasma membrane; plasma membrane. The record is from RefSeq and is a predicted model, not a curated record.
GUCGCUGUGUCUCGCGUGAAUUUGGAGGCACCACAAGGUGCGCGCGGAGCACCUGUUUUCAUCCCUCCGCCAAACUUUGGAUCCGCUGAUCACGCGAGCGCACGCAAAGUAGUUACGCGGGUUACUUGUGUUUACGCUUUGAGGAGUGUAUUUUCAAGUUAACGAAUUUUCGUUUUCAAGGAGAAAUGGGUGUCAUUAUCAUCUUCCAGGUAGGCUAAACGCGUGUUUUAGCGCAGCUUUUUGACCUCCCACUCGUGCUGUGACGUGACUAGAGCGUCUGUAAUAAAUGAAACGCUGAAGCGUCCAGUUGUUCUGCCGCUCCAGCAGACGCGCGUUAUCUCUGUCCCAUGCGUCGGAGCUCUUUCAGACAGGACGGGAGAGGCAGCAAACUACUGGAAUACAUUAUCAGUGAUUCGCUUGAACAAAAUGAGCGGCGGUAAAAGGAUGGAGGAUGAGGCUGUGCUGGACAGAGGGGCCUCGUUACUCAAACACUUAUGUGAUGAGGAAGAAGUUGAAGGUCACCACACCAUAUACAUCGGUGUGCAUGUGCCUAAGAGCUCACGCCGACGGAGACGUCAUCGCCGACGCACCAGUCACAAGGACAGAAAGGAGAAAGUGACUGAGAAUGCUUCGGACAGGUCAGAUGCAGAGAACAAUGAGGAGGCCAGCAACAGCAUCCUCAAACCACUCAUCACACCUGCUGCUGAGCGCAUCCGAUUCAUGCUGGGAGAAGACGAUGACAGUCCUGCGCCCCCUCAGCUCUUCACAGAGCUGGACGAGCUACUGUCUGUUGAUGGCCAGGAGAUGGAGUGGAAGGAAACUGCCAGGUGGAUCAAGUUCGAAGAGAAGGUGGAAAAAGGCGGGGAGCGGUGGAGUAAACCGCAUGUGGCCACGCUGUCCUUACAUAGUCUCUUUGAGCUUAGGACGUGUAUAGAGAAGGGCACCAUCAUGCUGGACCUGGAGGCAAACACUCUGCCAGGGGUCGUCGAAAUGAUCACUGACAGUCAGAUUGAGAACGGUCUCUUGAAAGCUGACCUGAAAGAUAAGGUCAUGUACACCUUGCUGAGGAGGCAUCGGCACCAGACCAAGAAGUCCAAUCUUCGAUCCUUAGCUGACAUUGGCAAGACGGUCUCCAGCGCAAGCAGCCCAACCACCACACAUCGCAACUUGACAUCAAGCAGUCUGAAUGAUAUCUCAGACAAGCCAGAGAAAGAUCAGCUGAAGAACAAGUUCAUGAAGAAGCUGCCCAGAGAUGCUGAAGCUUCCAAUGUUCUCGUUGGAGAAGUGGACUUCCUGGACACUCCUUUUGUGGCCUUUGUGAGGCUGCAGCAGGCUGUCAUGUUAGGGGCACUGACUGAAGUGCCUGUGCCCACCAGAUUUCUUUUCAUUCUUCUUGGACCCAAAGGCAAAGCCAAGUCAUACCAUGAAAUAGGUAGAGCAAUUGCUACCCUGAUGUCUGAUGAGGUCUUCCAUGAAAUUGCGUACAAAGCCAAGGACAGACAAGAUCUCCUCGCUGGCAUUGACGAGUUCUUGGAUGAGGUCAUUGUCCUCCCUCCUGGAGAAUGGGACCCUGCCAUUAGGAUAGAGCCUCCAAAAUCCCUGCCAUCCUCAGAUAAAAGAAAGAACAUGUAUGCUGGAGGGGACAGCACACAGAUGAAUGGAGACACGCCUCACAGCGGUGGACAGGGGGGCGGGGGGCACGCAGUAGGUGAUGAGCUGAAGAGGACGGGGAAGUUUUGUGGAGGCCUUAUUCUUGAUGUCAAAAGAAAAGCCCCCUUUUUCUUCAGUGAUUUCUAUGAUGGACUACACAUCCAGUCUUUGUCUGCCAUUCUUUUCAUCUACCUGGGAACAGUAACCAAUGCCAUCACGUUCGGAGGAUUGCUGGGCGACGCCACAGAGAACAUGCAGGGUGUGCUGGAGAGCUUUCUGGGUACAGCGGUGACUGGAGGCCUCUUCUGCCUCUUGGCUGGGCAGCCUCUGACCAUCCUCAGCAGUACGGGACCAGUGCUGGUGUUUGAAAGGCUGCUCUUCAACUUCAGCAGGGAUAAUGGUUUUGACUACCUAGAGUUCCGUCUUUGGAUCGGUCUGUGGUCGGCCUUCUUCUGUCUAGUCCUGGUGGUCACUGAUGCCAGUUUCCUGGUGCAGUAUUUCACCCGAUUUACAGAAGAGGGCUUCUCCUCGCUCAUCAGCUUCAUCUUCAUCUAUGACGCCUUAAAGAAGAUGCUGAAGUUGGCUCAUUAUUAUCCGAUCAAUUCAGACUAUAAAAUCAAUUACGUCACACAGUAUGACUGCAUGUGUGUGGCACCCACUGAUGUCAAUUCUUCAGAUGUGUACACUGAUCCGCUUGGUUCACUUAUCUGGACAGUAAACUACAGCGAUACUCCCCUGAAUGCCACCUGGUCCUCACUGUCAAAGAAGGAAUGCUUGAAAUACGGAGGGGAGUUAGUGGGCAAAGCCUGCGACUUUGUGCCCGACAUCACCCUCAUGUCCUUCAUCCUUUUCUUUGGCACCUACACCUGCUCCAUGUGUCUGAAGAAAUUCAAGACAAGCCCAUUCUUUCCUACUACUGUGAGAAAACUCAUAAGUGACUUUGCUAUUGUCCUGGCAAUUUUGAUCUUCUGUUGUGUUGACGCUCUGGUUGGGGUCGAUACACCAAAGCUCAUAGUGCCAAGCGAAUUUAAGCCAACAAGCCCAAACCGUGGCUGGUUUGUGCCUCCGUUCGGAGGGAACCCCUGGUGGGUGUACCUGGCAGCAGCUCUGCCUGCCCUGCUGGUGACCAUCCUGCUCUUCAUGGAUCAGCAGAUCACCGCUGUCAUUGUCAAUCGCAAGGAGCACAAGCUUAAGAAAGGCGCAGGCUAUCAUCUGGACUUGUUCUGGGUAGCUGUGCUGUUAGCAGUCUGCUCUUUCAUGGGUCUGCCCUGGUAUGUAGCUGCUACAGUUAUCUCCAUCGCCCACAUUGACAGCUUGAAGAUGGAGACCGAGACGUCUGCCCCUGGCGAACAGCCCAAAUUUUUGGGUGUCAGGGAACAGAGAGUCACUGGUAUCUUUGUCUUCAUCCUCACCGGUCUGUCUGUCUUUAUGGCUCCUAUCCUCAAGUUUAUACCAAUGCCAGUGUUGUAUGGAGUUUUCCUCUACAUGGGUGUCGCUUCACUCAACGGAGUUCAGUUUAUGGACCGGCUCAAGCUGCUCCUCAUGCCUGCCAAACACCAGCCAGACCUGAUCUACUUGCGGCACGUCCCACUGAGGAAGGUCCACCUCUUCACUUUCAUCCAGCUGCUUUGUCUGGCGCUCCUCUGGGUCCUCAAGUCCACUGUGGCUGCCAUUGUUUUCCCCGUUAUGAUCUUGGCUCUGGUUGCUGUGAGGAAGGCGUUGGACUUGAUCUUCUCCCAGCAUGACCUCAGUUUCCUGGAUGAUGUCAUACCUGAGAAGGACAAGAAGAAGAAGGAAGAUGAGAAGAAAAAGAAAAAGAAGAAACAAGGGAGCAUAGACAGUGACAUGGAAGAUUCUGACUGUCCUUACAUUGAGAAUGUGCCCAGCAUUAAAAUCCCAAUGGACAUGAUGGAGCAAGAGCCUUUUUUAGGAGAUAAGGCCUCUGACUCAGGAGAAAAGUCCCCUUCAUUUCUUGACCGAUAUACAUCUAGCUGAAAAGCGGCACUACUCUCAGACCAGCCCGAUGUCAAGUUCAGAGAGACUGCCAUUAAAUGUGCCUCAGAUUAAAAUAGAUCUGGACCCAGAUGACAACGAUGACUACUACUGGAGGAGUCGAGGGUCUGAGACGUCCAUAUAACUCCUCUAACCAAUCAGCUACAUAGAUUUUAUUAGCUCUUCCGAUUUGCUAGUAAAGACUGUUCCCCAUCAUGGAUCCAUUCUAUGAAGACUAAAUAACGGCUUCCACUCACUUAAUCACUCCAGUUUGCAAAGUUGUAAUUCCUAAACUACUAUGCAAUUCAGUUCAAUAUUUCACUUAUAGUACGUGCUGAGCUGUGAAGAAAUGCUGUAGCUGUUUUACCCAGUUCCACAACUGCUCCCUCCAUUUAUUCAUCCAAUACAAUAUAAUUCUUUUCCUUGAUUUUUUUGCUCCUCUACCUCUGUUUUACAUGGUAGGCAUUAUGUAAGAAAAUAAUGUAACUUUCUCAUGUUUUUAUUUGCACAGCAUGAGAUCUUAAUGUAGAUUUUUUUUUUUUUAUGUACAUCUUGAGCAAACUAUUCAGCAAAUGAUUUUUUAUUAUGAAGAGAGAGAACAACUGUGACAAUAUAUUAUACAGUAAUGUUUAACUUGAUUAACUUUUUAAUAAUGGUUAAUGUUAUUGAUUGGCAUUGAACAUGCUGUUUUUCAUAUUUUUUCAUUUAAUAUAGCGCGUUAUUAAAUUUCAUGUUUUGUUUUACAAACUAUAUUUCUGCCUAAUUAUCCAAACACGUUCUAGUAAGGUUGAAUAAUUAAGAAAGCCUAAUAAUUGAUUUUGCAUUUCAAGCCUGGUCCGGCAGUUGUUUUGUUACCUGGUUAUGGAAAAUGUCUAAAAGAAUAAAAGUGUACGUUUAUAACCUAUAUGAACUGGAAGGUCUGUUGUCCUUCAAAGGAUUUACCUAAGUGGCUUAAACCUGAAUUGCAAUAAUAUGUGUAAUUUCUUUAGGUUUGAGAUUCUCAUGUAAUUCAGAUCACUUUUUUAAAUUGUGGUUUAUAUGUCUUGUCGUUCAGUCUCAUAUUGCAAGUUGUGUCAUUUGUAAAAAAAUAAGUGUGUCAACAGUGUGGCACAUACAUUUGAAUGAAGAUGACAUUUGUGCUGCGUCACACAGUUCAUGUCCUAAACAUGUUCUCGUUGAUCCUUCAAGAAUUCCAAGAAGUAUCCUUCGACUUCUGCUAAUUUGUCAUCAUUUUUCCUCUCUUUCAAAAAACAACAGUAUACAAAUUGUAGUAUACAUUAUUUUCGAAAUCAACUUUUAACCUUGUAAGUAUAUAUUUUUUAACUUAUGUUUUUGGGGGUACCUAAAGAUUAAAUAUAUUGUGACGCAUGAAUUCUUGAACGAUGCUAAAUGUUAAAUUGUAGAGUGUGUAACAAUGAUACAUUUUUUAAUCAAGUUUUGUGAUUUCUUAGAACAAAACAGCUGAAAUUUAUUUUAGAAUGUAUAUUUUUCAAAGGAAAUGAAUAUUAAAAAACAAUUUAUUAAA